GCAAUUGGAAUUGGGCGCUAGCUGGAAAGGAAGUGAGUCACACGGCAGGGACACGGAAACGCAAGUAUCAAUUCAUAAUUGUUGGUUGUGUAACUUGUGUUGUGUUGUGUUGUGUUGUGGAAAUACAUAGUGAGUGAGUGAGUGUGUUUAGGAAGUAAUCUAUUAUGCCAUGGGUUGCUGCCAGUCAUGGUUGCUGAAGGAGACUCAUGAGGAAGUUGUAUUACACAACAACAACAACAACCACCAGUCUCAAUUGCAAUUGCAAAGGCAAGCAUACCCAGCUGACCUAUCUUUCACGGAGUUCUCUUUGACAGAGCUGAAAUCCGCCACCAACAAUUUCAGCUCAGAGUUUAUCGUGUCGGAGAGUGGGGAGAAGGCACAGAACGUCGUUUACAAGGGGCGUCUCCACAACCACAACCAGAACCGUUGGAUUGCGAUUAAGAAGUUCAGCAAGGGUGCUUGGCCGGAUCCCAAGCAAUUCGUGGAAGAGGCAUCUGGUGUUGGCAAACUCCGACAUCCUAGGCUUGCUAAUUUGAUUGGUUACUGUUGUGAUGCCGACGAGAGGCUUCUUGUUGCCGAGUACAUGCCUAAUGACACUCUCGCUAAGCAUCUCUUUCACUGGGAAAAUCACACCCUUGAGUGGGUCAUGCGCUUAAGAGUCGCUCUCUACAUUGCACAGGCUUUACAUUAUUCUACUUCCGAGGGCCGCCCCUUAUACCAUGAUUUGAAUGCUUAUAGAGUUCUUUUCGAUGAGGAAGGUGAUCCACGUCUCUCAUGUUUUGGUUUAAUGAAGAACAGCAGGGACGGAAAAAGUUAUAGCACUAAUCUUGCUUACACACCUCCUGAAUACUUAAGAAAUGGAAGGGUCACCCCUGAAAGUGUCAUUUACAGCUUUGGUACAGUUAUCCUAGACCUGCUAAGUGGCAAGCACAUCCCUCCGAGUCAUGCACUUGAUAUGAUACAGGGAAAAAACAACAUGCUCUUAAUGGAUUCACAUUUGGAGGGAAAGUUUUCUACAGAAGAGGCAACUGUAGUUGUUAAUCUUGCAUCUAAAUGUUUGCAAUAUGAACCGAGGGAGCGGCCUGAUACAAAGGAGUUGGUCACAACGCUUGCUCCAUUGCACACAAAACCUGAUGUUCCUUCUCACAUCAUGCUUGGAAUUCCAAAGCACGAGGAGGCUCCAGCAAUCCCCCAACGCCCGCUAUCAGCGAUGGGUGAGGCUUGUUCAAGAAUGGACCUCACUGCAAUACAUCAGAUAUUGGUUGCAACACACUACAGAGAUGAUGAAGGAACUAAUGAGUUGUCUUUCCAAGAGUGGACACAACAGAUGAGAGAUAUGCUGGAGGCUAGGAAGCGGGGAGACUACGCAUUCCGCGACAAGGAUUUUAAGACAGCCAUUGAUAAUUAUUCGCAGUUUAUUGAUGUGGGGACGAUGGUCUCUCCAACUGUUUUUGCUCGGCGCAGUCUAUGCUAUCUGUUAUGUGAUCAAGCAGAUCCUGCUCUUCGAGAUGCAAUGCAAGCACAGUGUGUUUAUCCAGAUUGGCCCACGGCUUUCUACAUGCAAUCAGUUGCUCUUGCAAAGCUGGACAUGCACAAGGAUGCGGCUGAUAUGUUAAAUGAGGCAGCUGCAUUGGAAGAGAAGAGGCAACGUGGAGGAAGAGGAGGAUCAUAGACAUACUUGUAUAAAAGUUGAGCUGGGAAUCUGAAAUUACUUAUGAAUCUAAAAAAUCUCAUCACUGCUGGAGUAGAUAGCACAUGCAUUUUGUUCCACCAAGCUACUCUAGGAAGGGAGUAUUGGUGAUUUUUCCAUCGUCAAUCAAAUUGAUUAUUUGACGUCUAAUUGGUCACUAUCAGGAUCCAAGUGUUGACCAAGAUAUUCUAGCUCCAAACAAGUCAAGGCUUAGUAUAUUUAAUAUAAAUUUGUAGUAUAUUGUAGUGGCAUGAUAUACAUGGACUAAUA
Messenger RNA from Gastrolobium bilobum, 1960 nucleotides. Its product is annotated as serine/threonine-protein kinase BSK1-like. Gene Ontology annotation, molecular function: protein kinase activity; ATP binding; protein binding. Bases 170 to 1672 code for a protein of 500 amino acids. Gene Ontology annotation, biological process: brassinosteroid mediated signaling pathway; protein phosphorylation. NCBI's taxonomy places the organism in Eukaryota, Viridiplantae, Streptophyta, Magnoliopsida, Fabales, Fabaceae. The transcript has 8 exons. The record is from RefSeq and is a predicted model, not a curated record.